GAUGACUCAUAAGGAGAAGUUCUUUUCCUUUUGUCUUUACCGACUUUCUCCAGCUCCUCAUUGUCGACUUACAAUCCCACCAAACAAAGUAAAACGGACAGAACAAAGAAAAGGAGAGUUUCUUGCCCUUUUUGUUACAAACGCAUCAGCCUCUUUUUGUUUCCAUUGCAUAUCAUCGUCUACACUGUACUCUCCAUAUUUCUGUCACGAUAUUAUAUUAACAUGGUAGUAGCAGCCUUUAAAUCCGCAUCUGGAAGAGCAACAACAUCAUCAUCAUCACCAUCUUCUUCUUCUUCUUCUUCUUUAAAACAAACCGAAGACAAUCCUACAUCACCAAGGAAAAAAGUAAAUUCUCCUAAGAAACCUCGCCCUCCUCGAAGAUCAAGAAGUGUUAGCGCUGUCUCAAGAUCCCAAUUUGAAACUUCAUCUGAUUUCUUGAUUAAGAGAGACAAUCCUCUCUAUUGGAGCAAUGUCUCUCCACCUGACGAAGAAAAUAAAGAAUAUCUAACUGCAAAGAAUAAGUCUCUGAAUGCAGAUAAUAAUAGAAGGGGCCGAUCGGUGUCAAGAAACACUGAUGUUGGGAAAAACGUUUCGAAAGAGAUAGGUAGGAGCCUGGCAAGGGUGGACACUGGGCGCUGCCGUUCUGUGUCCCGGGGUCCCGUGGCUAGGACGCAUUUCUUCAAUUCCGAGAGGGACGUUGAACAAAAAAGUAUUAGUUUGGGCAAGUAUAGAAACAGAAAUGAUUUGGGAAGAGGUUCAUAUGUUGGGAGAAAGAGUAAUUUAGUUAGAAGCAGCAGUUCUGAUACGAUCAAACAGAUUCAAAGCUUGCAGACGCCAACACGCAGUUCUUCCGCAAAUUUGGCUUCUUCACGAAAUUUGAGUUGCGAAGAUGGAGUUACUGCAAGCUCGUUCUCAGAAGCUGAAGAGAGGACUAAUAGAGCAAUUUGUGAGCAAACGAAGGCGAUCCAAAGGAGCCAUCUAACUUCUAUUGCAAACACCGAUGUAACUGAUAUUCCUCCUGACUUGGUCAGCCCUAGCGCAGUUGAAUUGGUUUUGGACAUCCGAAGAGAAUAUGCCAACAAGCUUGAGCAGUCCCAGGAACGGGCUAGGAAACUUCGAGCAGACCUGGCUGUUGAGGAGCACCGUGGUUUAGAGCUGAGCAGAAUCCUUAAGGAAGUAAUUCCAGAUCCCAUGAUGUCAGAUGUACAGAAAUCUCGUCCAGGAAGGAAGUCUAGCAUUGAAAGAAGGAAGAUGUCAAAAAGAUUAACAGAAGAAGCAAUGGCUUAUUUCGAUGAAUGUGUGUCACUUUCAACCUUUGAUAGCUCCGAUUUUUCAUCGCAAGAGGACCCGCCAAUCAGCGUAGUUGGGAUUAGUGCUCCUGUAGGUGACCAUGUGUCACUUUCACAAGCAAGUACUAGUGUUGUAGCCAACCACGACAAUUGCCCAAAUGAUAGACAGGCAUGGUACUGUAUAUAUAGCAGCAGUAAGGAGCCUACCCCUGAUGAAAUCAGUUUAAACGGCUCGGAAACACAACGGGAUAGGAGUUUACAGUUUUCUUUUGCUGAUAAUCAAAAUGACACCCUUGAAUCCCAGCAUGACAUUGGGAAAUUUGUCAAAAAUUUUGAGAGGGGCAUGGAGAGAGUUGAUGCCAACUCGAAUAUCCGAGGCAAUCUGGAUGAUUAUAAUUUGCAGGUCUCAGCACAAAGCUGCUUGUUUGACAUGGUGCUUUUUAAGAACAAAAUCAAUUCCGGUACUAUGCUACUUUGUGGUGGUGUUACUACUAUGCUAUCGCCUUUUGGCUCCUAGUCCUGAAAUGUAUAGGUUCUUAUGUUGUAAUCCGAGUGCUGUUGAGUGGAAGUUUUAAGCAGGUAGGUUUUGGGAUCACACCCUUGUAAAAUAUGCAAGCAUACGUACGUGGUCUGAGUUUGCCACUAUAUGUAAAGCCGUGGUCUGAAUGUGCUGUGACAGCAUGAGCUUGUAAAGUUGUGUUGUGGCUGAUGUGAUUUUUUUGUGGAUCGACUACGUCCUUAAUAAGGUCAGAAUGGUUGACAAUUGAUAUCUCCAACAUUGAUCAUUUGCUGUAUGCAAGGAAGCUGAAAAAAAAAAAAAACAAGGAAAGAAUAUAAGAAAGAUAUUACACGGUGA
Molecule: messenger RNA, 2145 nt
Organism: Ricinus communis (castor bean)
Lineage: Eukaryota; Viridiplantae; Streptophyta; Magnoliopsida; Malpighiales; Euphorbiaceae
Exons: 7
Coding region: 223-1806 (527 amino acids)
Source: RefSeq, a predicted model, not a curated record